AUGGCUUAUGUUGCCUUAACUUCUCUGAUGGCAACACUUGAGCUUCAGUUUCUGCAACCCAACCCAAGGCUGUCCCUUCUUCAUGAUGAUGAUGAAGAAGCCCCAAUCAAAUCUUUCUUCCAAAACCUUUCUUCUUUGCAAGAAUUUCUAGACAUUUUCCAAUUUCGUAGUGCACCCAGAGAUUUGGAAACCAAAAUAAGAGACUUUGCACUUGAGACUGAAGACAACAUUGAAAUACAACUAAGCAACUUUCUUCUACUGUCCAAACACACACCCCAUCAAGAAGAAGCUUCCCAAAAACUCUGUCAAACCUUGCGAGAAGCAUCACAAAAUGCAGCAGAGUUGUUGAACAUUACCAAUAUAGAAAAAGAUGGAGAAACACAGAGAAAGAUAACUUGUGAUGCUUUAACUUCUCUCAUAAGGGAGAUUCGGGUUGACUUUGUGGUCCAUCCUGUCAUUCAUAUUCCAGCAUCAAUGAUCGAAUCUCUCAUAGAAAACAUUUCUUCUUUGCGAGAAUUUCUAGAGAUAUCGAAUUUUCACGGUGCUGCAGUCAAAGAUUUGGCAACCAAAAUCAGAGACUUUGCAUUCAAAGCAAAAGAGGAUAUGGAAAAACAAUCAUGGGAAGUUCGUUAUUCCAGAUUCACAGAUAAACAUAAAAAACUUUCCAAGAAACUCCUCAAAGCCUUGCAACAAGUAGCAGAAAACACAGGAGAGCUAUUGGACAGAAUCAGAAACACAAGCAACAAAGCCGAUGAGGCCAAUGAAACACGACCACCUAUUCCUUGGUUAAACCAUAAUUCAUCUCAGUCUGUGAAUAUUAAGGGAGGAGAUAAUGGAUCAUCCUCGAGGUGCUCUCCGAGGUUUGAGGACAGAAUGGUUGGUCGUCAAAAUGAUGUUACUACAAUAAAGGAUCAACUCUUCAGUGGCUUUGGUGGUUUAAAAGUUAUCCCGAUUAUUGGGAUGCUGGGCAUUGGAAAGACUACUUUAGCUCGAACAAUUUUUGAAGAUCAACUAGUUCAACUGCAUUUCGAUGUAAAAAUCUGGUUCACUAUGCCCCGAAAAUACAAUAAGAUCCAAAUACUACGCGACCUCCUUCGGUCAAUUGCACUAGCAGAGCAACAUGAAGUUAAAGAGGGAAGAACUCUAGUAGAGAUGAUGGAGGAAUGCUUGAUAGACAGGAGGUAUCUAAUUGUUUUAGACGACAUUUGGAGCACUCAGCAUUGGGAUGAUAUCAAAUAUGUUUUUCAUCGUUAUGUGGAAGGAAGUCGCAUAUUGCUGACCACUCGGUUCAAUGACGUGGCUGAUUAUGCUUGCACACUAAAAGGUAAUCAUCAUGUUAUGAGUUUACUAGAUCCAAAUGAAAGUUGGGAACUAUUCUGUAAUAUCUUUCCGCUUGAAAGGUAUAGGGCACCAAGAUUUGAAAGCUUUAGGAGUCAUCUGUCCAAUGUUGUGGAGAAAUGUGAAGGAUUGCCACAGGUAAUUGUUACAGCCGCUAAGCGUAUAUCUGAAUGCAAAAACAACAUACAACAUGAAUUGAAAAAAAUGGAAAAAGAAAUAGAGUUGUUGGGAAUUCUAGAUUAUAGUGCACUCGCACUCAUUUACAAUCAAUUGCCAGAAUAUUUGAAAGUUUGCUUUUUAUAUCUUGGAAUCUUUCCAAAGCGUAGUGAAAUCCAAGUCAAAACGCUUCUUAGGUUAUGGGUUGCAGAAGGAUUUGUGAAGCCAUCAAGGAAUAAGGGGUUAGAAAAGAUUGCUUAUUGUUACUUAAAGGACCUCAUUGAUAGAAGUCUUGUGUUAAUAAGCAGUCGGACUUUUGAUGGCAAAAUUAAGACUUGCAAGGUGCACAGUGUCAUGCAUAAUAUUUGUGAAAAUUCUGAAAUUUUGGUACCGUUCAAGCUGUUAAGAGUUUUGGCAUUCGUUCCAUCUCCAUUCCUCCAAAGAGUGCCAAUGCAUUUAGAGAAUUUAGUUUUUCUAAGAUAUUUAUCUGUAACACAAUGGUUUGAAGGUCUCAACGAUGUAGUGUCAACUAAUCUGAAUUUACAGACUCUUGUUGUUUGCGGAAGUGACAGCGAAUCACAACUUGGAGUACCUACUCUCCAUUUGCCAUCAACAAUUUGGGAGUCACCACAAUUAAGGCAUAUUGAACUUGGUGCUUUGCAUACUGUUGAUCCUCCCAGUGUGGUAAAGAAGAAUUUGCAAACAUUAUCUUGGGUAGGUCCAACUCAUUACAGAAAGGGAGUGUAUUCCAAUUUUCCAAACAUAAAAAAGCUAAAAAUAUUCUGUAAAGAAAACUUAGAGUCCAGUCACAUUGGUGGAUCUUCCAGCAAACACAUCAUUUUGGAUAACUUGGACUAUUUAGCACGACUUAAGAGUCUAACGAUUUCAGUUUCUGUUGGCUGCAUUAUAACAUUUCCUGAACGGUGUGCAUUUCCUCCACAAUUGAAGAAAUUGAGUUUGAGUGGGACUAAUCUUUCUGGGUGGGAUUUAACGGUAAUUGGCUCAUUGAAACGUCUUGAGGUGCUCAAGAUGGAAAAUGCUUUCCAAGAAGAAGUGUGGAGAGCAGUUGAAGGAGGAUUUUAUGGAUUAAAGUAUUUGGUCCUUAAAGAUAAAAAACUCAAGAGGUUUGAGGCUUACACAGAUGCUUUCCCAUGUCUUGAGCACCUAGUUCUAAGAUGUUAUUAUUUGGAAGAGAUUCCAAGCAGUUUUGGAGAAAUUUUCUGCUUGAAGUCAAUUGAGUUGGAUAGGUGCAGCCGCCCUUCCAUUGUCACUUCUGCCAAGGAUAUUCAAGAGAAGCUAAAUAAAAAUUUUGGAAAAGAAAAUUUUGAGGUUAGAAGCUCUGGCUUGAUCAUUCUCUGUUAUUAG
This is a messenger RNA of Ipomoea triloba (trilobed morning glory), 2859 nucleotides long. RefSeq names its product putative late blight resistance protein homolog R1A-4. Gene Ontology annotation, molecular function: ADP binding. The record is from RefSeq and is a predicted model, not a curated record. Gene Ontology annotation, biological process: defense response to other organism. NCBI's taxonomy places the organism in Eukaryota, Viridiplantae, Streptophyta, Magnoliopsida, Solanales, Convolvulaceae. The transcript has 3 exons. The coding region runs from base 1 to 2859 and encodes 952 amino acids.